This is a messenger RNA of Orbicella faveolata, 1089 nucleotides long. RefSeq names its product LIM and senescent cell antigen-like-containing domain protein 1. Gene Ontology annotation, cellular component: cytoplasm; focal adhesion; cell-cell junction. Lineage: Eukaryota; Metazoa; Cnidaria; Anthozoa; Scleractinia; Merulinidae. Gene Ontology annotation, biological process: cell-cell junction organization; positive regulation of integrin-mediated signaling pathway; positive regulation of substrate adhesion-dependent cell spreading. The record is from RefSeq and is a predicted model, not a curated record.
UGUUCUGUUGUUGUUUUGCCGUGGGGGUAUCCGCUAGAAUUCAGUGAGCACUUGUUCAGUUUGGUCGGGUGAAAGCUUUAUCAAAAUCAUAUCAGUUUCGUUUAACAUCAUCAAAUAAUCAUGCCAGUUCAAAAUGAGAUAGCACCGCCCGCGGGUUAUGGACUAGGCAAUGCCAUCUGUGCAGUCUGUCAAGAAAAUUUCGGCGUUGACGAGCGAAUGGUGAAUUCCAAUGGUCAAAUUCUUCAUGAACGCUGUUUUGUUUGUGUGCAGUGCUUCCAGCCAUUUCCUGAUGGCUUGUUCUAUGAGUAUGAUGAACGAAGAUAUUGUGAAGAAGAUUUCCAGACUUUGUUUGCUCCUUGUUGUAAACAAUGUGGUAAGUUUGUGAUUGGCCGUGUCAUCAAGGCCAUGCAAGCUAACUGGCACCCUGAUUGCUUCCGUUGUGAGAUCUGUAAUGAUGGAUUGGCAGACUCUGGGUUUGUCAAGAAUGCUGGCAGGGCACUAUGCAAGAAAUGUAAUGCAGAUGAAAAGACUAAAAAAACUGGACGAUAUGUGUGCCGAAAGUGCCACACCUACAUUCCUGAAGGAGAGCAUCUGAUGUACAUGGGUGAACCUGUCCACCCCUGGCAUUACAAUUGUUUUUCAUGCAAGUAAGUAGCCAUUUGCAGUUUAUUUUAUUUUCCUUCACAACACUUUUCAUAAAUAUUUGGUUAGCCAGUUAGGAGAAUUUUUUGUGGAAUAAGACAGGUUUCCUGACUUUUACAUUUAUCAAGGUUUGAACCUAAUUCCCAUCAGGUCAAUGCGUACAAACUCUGGUUUGGAUUGUAUUAAGCAACCAGGAGUAUUUCAUCUUCUCUCUGGAUUAAAUGCUAGUCCAUAUGAGGGUUCUCCCAACAUUUACUUAGCUGGGAGAGGUAGUGUCUAAGACUCCAACCAUGUCCCAACCUGGACUGCUUGAUUAAGAGUUCAACAUACUACAUGUACUCAGCAGAGUUCAGAAUACCAUUUCUCGUAUUAUUUAUCAUGGCAACAAUAGUCAUCCAUAAAUUUUGUACUCAUUCAGCUUUGACUUUGCCAUUUGUGUCGUAGGUA